Molecule: messenger RNA, 705 nt
Organism: Cladocopium goreaui
Lineage: Eukaryota; Dinophyceae; Suessiales; Symbiodiniaceae
Source: the annotation of a GenBank genome assembly
AUGGCCGCAGCUGCCGUCACCGUCCCCGGUGGCGCCGGCGCAUCGGGCGUGAUCCCAUGCCCACUGCCCGCGACUGUGGAAGAUGCCAUUUGCGCUGCGCAAAAGAUGCAGCCAGGUGGCUGGAAGAAUGCCGUGCUUUCCCAGGGUGUCCAACAUUUAAAACCAGGCACUGCCCUGGAAGCUGCUGCGUAUACCUUGGUGAGCUACGAUACCUUAGGCAGCCGUGCGAUCAACGUCCCACAAACGGAAUGCCGUGGUAUCAGCUUGAAGCAGCUGUCGCAGCUGGUGGAUUUCAUCCGUGACCAUGCGCACCUCUGGGUGGAGACGUACUCUGGCAGCCCAAACUUUGAACAGCCGUUGGAGCUGCAGACCUUCAAUCUCUACCACACAUCUCAUUGGGUCAUAAAGCCAGCCACCCUGCGGUAUAGGUGCAGCUUCGUGGAGCUAGUUGCCAAAGACGCAGAAACGCAGUUCCCGUGCUGGUUUGUUAGCCAUGCGUGGCAAGAAGCCGUGUGUCGCUUUGUUGCUUGCCUGCGCCAGCACGCGGAACUGCGGAAUGCCGUGGGACUAGCAUACUGGGUCUGUGCGUACGCAAAUAAUCAACACAAGCUGCAGGAGUGCUGUGCUCAUGACAUCUCAUGGCUUUGGCGAUUUAAAGUUUGGAUUCAAUCCCAAAUCAUGGUCACGAAAACUAGCGGUAGCUAG